Molecule: messenger RNA, 1827 nt
Organism: Bactrocera oleae (olive fruit fly)
Lineage: Eukaryota; Metazoa; Arthropoda; Insecta; Diptera; Tephritidae
Cellular component (GO): nucleus
Molecular function (GO): zinc ion binding
Source: RefSeq, a predicted model, not a curated record
AUGAGUGAAAUAACUCAUGAAAAUAUGCAAUCAUUCUGUCGGACGUGCCUUGAUGAACUGGAAGACAAGUCAUCUCUGUUGGGUGAAAAAUACAGCAUUUAUGAGAAUGAAGAUAUCGAAAAAUUUUUGCUAUCUUGCAAUUCAACGACAACAGAAGACUUCGAAGAUUUCCCGCAGUUCAUAUGCUAUAAAUGUCAUAAAAAAUUACAGUCCUUUAGUGAUUUCCGUGAUAAAAUUAUUCAGUCACAUCUCUUUUUAAACAAUAUUCUAAAAGAGCAUAAAGAUACGAGUAGAACUUCCGAAGAUGAAAGGUUGCUGGACAGUGGUCAAUGUAGUGAAGACCAACAAGAUAAUAGUGUAGGAAUAUCUGAUAUCGAAGUUCUUCAUGGCUAUACAUACUCAACAAGAAGUCGUGAAAAACUACAAAAUUGUAUAGAAAAUACGGUGGUAAAAAUACUACAAGACCCUGGCGGUACACACAGUGUUAUGAAUAAAAAUCUUAAAGAGGAAAUAUUGGUUGAAGUUGCUGAAGAAAUAGAAAUAGACAUAAGUGAUAUUAAAGUAAAUCAAAAGAUUACCUCAGAUGAUGAAGAUACAUUGGAUGAUUUCGAAUUUUCUAGAGCAAUAAAUGUUGAACAAAAUGAUGAAAGAUUGCAAUAUGUAGAUAUUUCUAUACAAACUACAGAUGUACAACACAAUGUAUACGAAGAUGAUUGUGGCAAACCAAGUAGUGGGAACGGUGAAUAUUCACCAAGCUUAUCAGCAACAGCAGGCGACAUCAAUAAACCCAGAAUAAUAAAACAAAAAAUGUUUACUCAUAAAAAAACGAAGAAAUCUGCAAAAGGCGGAAAUAGUUCCCUGAAAAUGUCACCCGCAAAACAAAGUAGAAGUAAUUAUUCUGAAGUGAAGUUUCAAUGUGAGCAAUGUCCUCGACGUUGUGUAACAUGGGAAAAUUAUGAAGCCCACUUGCGUACCCAUCAAGGCCUAAAGCCAUAUGUGUGCAAUGAAUGCAAUCGCAGCUUUAACAGAGCAGCUCAUUUCCGUGCCCAUGUGCGUGAAGAUCACGGACCUGUGACACUGCAAUACAUCUGUUCGUUUGAGGGUUGCGGUAAAAUAUUCAAGCGCGAAAAUACUUACAAAAACCACUACCGACUUAAACACACAUUGGUACCAUAUGAAAGUCGUGAACCUAAAAGAUAUGUCUGUGAGGAUUGCGGAAGAACAUUUAGAAGUGUAACUACACUCAAAGAGCAUCGCUAUAAACACGCAUCUGAGGAAGAUUACCCAUUUAAAUGUGAAGAUUGCGGUAAAAGAUAUCGUUCUAAACGAACUUAUAAGGAUCAUCAGUUGCGACAUUCCGGAAUAAAAAAUUAUAUUUGUACUUAUUGUGGCAUGAAAAAAACCACACAAAAUGAAUUACGCGCUCACAUUAAUUAUCACACAAAAGAGAAACAAUGGCCCUGUCCAAAAUGCCCAAGUGUCUUCAACAGUUCUGGAAAUCUUGGCAUGCAUGAUCGUAUUGUGCAUAAGGGAAUCCGACCGUUUACAUGUAGGUUCUGUGAUCUCAGUUUCGGCAAACAGGAUACUUUAAAACACCAUGAAAUGAGGCACACGGGUGAAAAACCUCAUGGUUGCGAAUUGUGUGGCAAACGUUUUAUACAGAUUGUAGCGCUUCGAGCGCACAUGAAAACCCAUAACAAAGGAUUGGCACGGAAAACAAUAAUACCCUCGGUCCCAGAACAACCUUUUACAACAAUAGUGGAGUCAGCAAUAGAAGUAGAGACGAAUUUGGAAUUGCCAAGCUGCUCGCAAGAUGCUAGUUUUUAA